AUGGAAAACACAGAGUUCCUUGCACUCGAAGAGCGGGCGACGUGGCUGAUCAAGCCUGCUGUUGCGGGACUUGUCCGGUCGAUGUGCGAGAUGGCUUCAAAGACGGAGCAACAUGGAUGGGAGCUGAAGCUACCACAGCUGUUGCCAAAUUCGGUGACCCCGGCCCGACGCUCACGGCAUCGGAAUCAGUCGCCGGACCCGUCCAAAGUUCUGGGUUCCAUCCCGGGAAAGACGGAGACCAGUCCGAGGCCAGCAGACGCUGUCCAGCCUUCAGAGCAGGCGGUUGCAGACGCAGACGCUCCGGAAAAGUCCAACGGCGGUGGGGAAGUGUCGACUCCAGGUACAGCAUCAGAGUGUACAGACGCCGACCCCGGCGAAGUGGUGGUGGCAGCGAGCCCCGCCAAGCAGACACGACCAGGGCUCGUCUUGGCUGCGGCUCUUCUUCUUCUGCUGAGCUCGGUCCCCUGGCUUUGUUGCCGGGUAUUGGAGGUCCAUCUAUCUCCCAUACACCUGCACUUUCAACGGACAGAUCGAAGGGACCACCUUCCAUCGGACAUCUCGCGCCAGCAGGUGCUUGAGGUUAUUCGUGACAGCUCCGCUCUUCCGAAAAGGUGGCAGAUUUCACAAUCCGAUGCUCCCACUGGAGACCCCGUUGUGUAUGUGACCACGUCCACGGCUAGCCGCUGGGAAGAGAACCUGUUUGUCGAGAGCCAGUUUAGGCAACUAGAGGAGAGAAUCCGCGCGCUGCUUCUGAUUCGUAUGGUUCCAUCCGACCAGUGCGGGGACAGGGAGGAGCGGGAUCAGGUGGAGGAGUUCAUUUCCGAGCACAUCAGCUACAAGCAUUUCCGAAAGCUCGUUGACCCAGUGUGGAUCUGCUCGUGGGAUGGUGAGCUAAAGAGCGGCGAAGAGUUGAGGCGAUCCGUGAGCCGUCUUGACAGGGCUCUACUGCCGUACUGGUGGGCCGCAGUGGCAAUGCCGAAGUUUCUGUGA
Messenger RNA from Symbiodinium sp. CCMP2592, 990 nucleotides. Lineage: Eukaryota; Dinophyceae; Suessiales; Symbiodiniaceae. The record is from the annotation of a GenBank genome assembly.